CAAAUCCAAUAAUAGACAGCUAAUACAAAUUUUCAACCACCAUAUGUUUUGUUCAGCAACUCUUGACUGGAUCAUCACAUUCUCUUCAUAUCCAUUAAAAUUACUUUCUUUUCAUUUCAAUUUUGGAUGCAGUUCAAAUUGGAAUCAUUUCCAUCCUCCUAAAUUUGACCAUCUAUCCAACUUUCUAUUAUGAAAACAGCACAGAUUUCAUCAUGUCUACAAAUUCAGCCAUACAUAAAGGUGUCAUUCAAGUCCCAACAGAAGCAUCAGGAUCAGAGAUCUCAAACUUCUCGGGUAGGAUCUUCUAUAGUGAACAGAUGAGGCUAUGGGACAGUCAAAGAGGAAUGAAGGCCUCAUUCAAUUCAACUUUUGUUUUCAAUAUUCAUCCUUUAACCACUCCUGGUGGUGAGGGUUUAGCUUUCAUAUUGACAGCCAACACCUCUCUCCCAAACAACAGUGCAGGCCAAUGGCUUGGGAUUGUCAACUCAACAAGCAUAGGGGUCAGCAACAUAGUAGCAGUGGAGUUUGAUACAAGGAAAAGCUACCCUGAAGAUAUUGAUGACAACCAUGUUGGGGUGGAUGUAAAGAGCAUUUAUUCCAUCCAGCAACAACCUCUUGGGCCACAUGGUGUUAACCUUUCUAGUGGAAUUGAUGUUGUUGCUACUAUUUACUUUGAUGCCAAAGAUGGAAAAAUUAGCAUUUUUGUCUCUAGAUCAGAUUUGAAGUUGAGGACACCGGUGCUUAAGGUAGAUCUUGAUCUCUCUAAGUUGCUUCCAGAAGAUGUUUAUGUGGGGUUUUCAGCUUCUACAGGAGCAUAUACUCAGGUUAACACAAUAGGAUCAUGGUAUUUCUCAAGCUGGGAGUAUAUAGAGAAGAAUCCCAUAAAUCUAAUAUGGUUAUGGAUCUUGAUUCCAAUAAUUGUGGUUGGUGGAGCAUGUGGGCUUGUUGGUUUGUGUCGGUGGAGAAAGAAACACAGAAAUGAACAAGGGGUGGAGGAAGAUCUGAACAUAGAGCUUGAAAUUAAAAGCUCAUCAAAUGCUCCACAUAAGUUUCAUCUGAAGGAGCUUCUACAUGCCACAAGGAAUUUCCACUCAUCAAACAAGCUUGGAAAAGGGGGAUUUGGGAUGGUUUAUAAAGGCACCUUACACGGUAAAGAUGUUGCUGUAAAGAGGAUUUCCAAGAAUUCACGUCAUGGUAAGCAAGACUUUAUAGCAGAAAUCACCACUAUAGGGAAUCUCAAUCACAAAAAUCUAGUGAAGUUAAUAGGAUGGUGCCAUGAAAAGGGUGAGAUCCUCCUCGUGUAUGAGCUCAUGCAAAAUGGGAGCUUAGACAGAUUCAUUUUUUCAACUUCUGGAGGGGAUUCAACUCUGAGUUGGGAACAGAGGCUUAGUGUUAUAUGUGGGGUUUCUAGAGCAUCAGAAUAUAUGCAACCAGAUGCUUUAAAUAGUGUAAGCUAUGGCUGAAAGUUCAAACUGAUGUCUUUGGAUUUGGUGUUCUAAUAUUGGAGAUUUGUCUAAGGAAGAAGCCAGAACAUCAAAAUAAGCUAAAUUUUAACAACAUAGAGGACUCAGGAUUGUGUAUUGGAUAUUGUUAUCAAAUGACGUGUCUAACUAAUGUAGUAGAAAUAGGAGUUAAUGAAAAUUUUAAUAAGGAUUGUGCUUCAAAGAUCAUCUGGGAAGAGUUGAAUUAUAAAUAUAAUGCUAGUGUAUCUAUAUUCUAUAGCAAUAGUAAGUAGUGUUUUGUUGUUGAAAAUGUAAAUGUGACAUUGCUUAUUGUAACAUGACAACUAGGCUUUUAGUUUUGUCAUUUCGCAGAUAAUCAAACCAAAUAAUUGAUGUAGGACAUGUGAUUUAAGAUUUCAUGUGAAUAAUUAUAAGUUCAAACUUUCA
Messenger RNA from Cajanus cajan (pigeon pea), 1889 nucleotides. RefSeq names its product putative L-type lectin-domain containing receptor kinase S.5. Gene Ontology annotation, molecular function: carbohydrate binding; protein tyrosine kinase activity; ATP binding. Lineage: Eukaryota; Viridiplantae; Streptophyta; Magnoliopsida; Fabales; Fabaceae. Gene Ontology annotation, biological process: protein phosphorylation. The record is from RefSeq and is a predicted model, not a curated record.